UUUCUCCUUCGUUCUCUUUCGCUCUUUCUUUCUCUCUCAUUCAAGUUCUCAUGGCAAUCGAGAGAGAGCUGACGAAGAGAGAGAACCCAAGAGCUCCAAGACGCGACCCCAAGGAACCCUCGAACACCAUGGUCGAUACCAGGCGCAGCGCCUCCGCCAACAAGUGGCCUCUCUCCUCGCCCCAAAACUCGUCCUCUUCCUGGAGCAAGUGCUCCAAGGUUGCGGAGGGUAAUUUGCCCGAGAAAGCUGAUGUGGGGGCAAAAUCCGGGUCGGAAUCUCGAGAUUUCGGGCUCAGAUCCUCUGAUCGGCGGGGCUCGGGUGCGGAGAAGGCUGUGGAUGCGUGCGAGGCGGAGAAAUCGCCGCAGCCGUCGGGUGAAAUUGCAAUAGAUGGUGAGAAACAAAACUGGCAGAAAACAAAGGCUAAAGGAAGCUGAUCGGGCCAUUGUCGGGUCACUCGGGAGCUGUGAAUUGCGUGAGCUAGAACCCAGCAAACCACCACAUGUUAGCGUCAGCCAGUGAAAACCAUACGAUCCAGAUAUGGGGCUUUAAUGAGCUAAACACGAGGCGCAAGGGUGCACGCUCCAAUGGUGUCCACUACUAUAAUGGCAAUGGCACUAGCCGAAGAAGAAGGAGAAAGAUGCAUGGCCCGUCAGUUGCUGAUAUUGCUUUCUUAGCCAUUGCUUUGGUGUAAAUAUUCUUAUGUUCAUC
Messenger RNA from Syzygium oleosum, 708 nucleotides. RefSeq lists its product as uncharacterized. The record is from RefSeq and is a predicted model, not a curated record. Lineage: Eukaryota; Viridiplantae; Streptophyta; Magnoliopsida; Myrtales; Myrtaceae. Bases 51 to 434 code for a protein of 127 amino acids. The transcript is spliced from 3 exons.